Molecule: messenger RNA, 734 nt
Organism: Papilio machaon (common yellow swallowtail)
Lineage: Eukaryota; Metazoa; Arthropoda; Insecta; Lepidoptera; Papilionidae
Exons: 3
Coding region: 183-719 (178 amino acids)
Source: RefSeq, a predicted model, not a curated record
ACAUGGCACACGACACGGCGCACGGCACACUACUCUGUUUUGCACUCGGUAUUCAUUGCGCACGACACGAGGAUAUUAUCGUAAUAUAAAGGCAGAUUGUAACAAUAAGUAUCAUUAUAAAGCGCUCGAGUAAGACUAAAGUUUGUGCCUUUAACUUUUGAAGACAAUAUUGAAUCUACAAGAUGCUGUGCUCCAAGACCCCAGGUAAUAAGAACCAAUGUUGCCAAAUGAAAUGCGAUAAAAAUGGAUGUGUUUGUAUACAAACUGAAGGACAAUCCAAUGUUUGGUUAUGUCUUGAUGACAAGAAGAAUAUUAUAAAAUGUCAGGAAAAGAAAUCUGAAUGCAAAUAUAUUUCCACGGAAGGUAAAUCAUGCAUUUGCGUUUGUGUUGGUGAUAAUGAAGAAAUUAAAGUAUGCGACGACUGCAAAUGUAUUCCGGAGGAAGAAGAAAGUGGUAAAUCUAGUGAUGAGUGCGAUUGUUACGAUAGUAGCUCCAGUCAGGAAGGUGAAGAAAAUCUUUGCGUUGGUAUAAAUGCAAAAGGAAAAAUUGAGGUUUGUGAUGACUGUUUCUGCGGUCAAGAGGAUACCACGCCUAAAACUUGUGACAAUAAGAAAUGUAACAAAAAACAUUGCGUUUGUAUUCCUACACGUGGUAAAGUAUUCGUUUGCGUUGGUAUCGACUAUAAAGGUACUAUAAUGUGUUACAACGAUUGCACUUGAGAGAACGAUUGCAAA